This is a messenger RNA of Prorocentrum cordatum, 2115 nucleotides long. The record is from the annotation of a GenBank genome assembly. Lineage: Eukaryota; Dinophyceae; Prorocentrales; Prorocentraceae.
AUGGCGAGCAAGAGCCAGCGGCGCGCAUGGCGGAUGCUGCUCCUGGCGACCAGCCGCAAGACCAGAUACCAGAAGUGCCUCAUCACGCCCAGCAGGAGGUUCAGCCCCUUCACCCUGCCGGGCACGAACGGACGGCGGAGCCAGGGAGGAAUCUGCAGCGCCCUGCAGGCGCGCCCAGCCGAGGGCUUGGGCGCCGACGCGGACAGGCGGGCCGGGCGGGCGCCCCGGGGUGUCCGGCGCAGCGCCGGCGGGGCGACGCCCAUCGCCAAGGUGGACCGGACGAAGACGGACAAGGUCCGGAAGGCGAUGUACCGGUCGGACGAUUACUACAAGUUCAGCCGCGACGGCAUGGCGACCUCCAUCGAGAACCUGAAGGAGAGCGCGGGGAGCGAGCUGCUGACCAAGAUCCGCUUAGCUGGCUUCGUGCACCGGGAGGAGUCUCUCACAUUCGUCCUGGCCCAGUCUUACGGGUUCUGCUGGGGGGUAGAGCGGGCGAUCGCCAUGGCACACGAGGCGCGCCGCUUCUUCCCUGAUAAAAAGAUCUGGUGCACCAACGAGAUCAUCCACAAUCCCGUCGUCAACGAUGGCCUGGAGAAGAUGGGCAUGGGGUUCAUCGAGCAGGACAAGACGAGCGGGAACAAGGACUGGAGCGUCGUGAACAAAGGCGAUGUUGUGCUGCUGCCAGCCUUCGGGGCGUCCGUGGACGAGAUGGCUUUCUUGCAGGAGAGGGAGGCUAAGAUUGUGGACACCACCUGUCCUUGGGUUGCCAGGGUUUGGGGCGCUGUAGAGAUGGCCAAGAGGAAAGGUUACACUGCGCUGGUCCACGGAAAAUACAACCAUGAAGAGACAGUAGCGACAACAUCUUUUGCUUCCUCGUACUUGGUGUUGAAAGGCAUCGAGGACGCGGAGUACGUCAGCAACUAUAUCAUGGAGGGAGGCAGCAAGGACGAGUUCAUGGCGAGGUUUAAAGGAUCUCACUCGGAUGGGUUUGAUCCAGAGACUGACCUGACAAAAGUUGGAAUGGCAAAUCAGACGACAAUGAUGAAGAGUGAGACGAUGAUGAUGGGGAAGCUGUUCGAAAGGACGAUGCUGAAAAAAUAUGGUCCUCAGAAGUUGAAGGAUCACUUCAUGACGAGUAACACCAUCUGCGAUGCGACACAGGACCGUCAAGAUGCCAUGUACAAGAUGCUCGGAAAGGAGCCUCGAGCUGUCGAUUCCAAGUUGUAUGCCGUCCUUGAAGAAGAGCAGCAGGAUGUUGAAUUUGACCUAGCAUCGGCUAAGGUGAAAGACGAUACGUCUUCAGCGGCAAUGGAGAACAAAAUGAAGGGGCCCUCGAAUCCUGUUCCCGAUGACUAUUCGGAGGCGGUGGAUUUCGUGCUCAUCAUCGGCGGGUUCAAUUCGUCGAACACAACCCAUCUAGCAGAGAUCUGCGAACAGGAAGAUGUGCCCGUGUAUCACAUCGACGAUGCGACGAGGAUUGGCGGUGCCAGUGGGCUCGAGAACACGAUUGAGCACAAGCCGCUCAUCACCCCGGUCAGUGUUGCGAUGGCUGGGGAGGGCCUCGAGGUAGCCAAGGGAGUCUUGACGCCAGGACGACCCAUGAGGAUCGGGGUCUCCUCCGGCGCCUCCACGCCCGACAAGAUCACGGAGGAGUGCCUGCAGAAGCUGCUCGCCAUCAAGGCCGAGGUGGACAGGCAGGCCGAGGCCUCCCUGCUGGCGGCGCAGGCCCUCAGCGAGCGGGCGCCCGCGCAGCUGCGGGGGCUGCUGUCGGCGCUGCAGGAGGCGAAUGUGAAGACCAACCUUCAAAAGAUCGCGGAAUUGCUUCAGAAAGAGGCGCUCGCCCCCUUCGCGAAGUCCCUGAUGGACGGGCCUCCCACCGAGCUGUCGUGCAACCUGGCCCUCCUGGGCGCGAAGGCCGGCAUCCUCACCCUGCCCGCCUGGUUCCGCGAGCGGGUGGAGCAGCACGAGGACACCGGCGCGCUCGGCAUCGCCGCCUUCUGCUCUUCGCGCCUGCAGCGCCGCCUCAGCGGCGGGCGAGGAGCGCGGUCGCCCUUCCUGCCCAAGGGCAUGGACGAGUCCAGCGUGUGCGGGGCGUGCGUGGCGGCGCUGCGCGAG